AUGUCCAUCCAAGCCAAGGUUCCACCUGCUGUCUGUAUACUGCACAACUUCAUCAAGACCCAUGAUCCCUCCGACAUCAACCUCCUCAACCCUACUCCCGAGGUUGAAAACGGUGAGCUUUCUCACACCCCACCAACGGAGGCAAACUCAGGAGCUAGGUAG
This is a messenger RNA of Serpula lacrymans var. lacrymans S7.9, 162 nucleotides long. RefSeq lists its product as uncharacterized. Lineage: Eukaryota; Fungi; Basidiomycota; Agaricomycetes; Boletales; Serpulaceae. The transcript has 2 exons. The record is from RefSeq and is a predicted model, not a curated record. The coding region runs from base 1 to 162 and encodes 53 amino acids.